AUGUUGUACGCCUUGCAGCCAAAACUAAAAUACUUUGCUUUUCUGGGGCUUGUACCUUGGUCUGAUAGUUGUCAGUUUCUACAAAUGGCAUACUCAAUCGUUUUAAUACUAUUUCAUGUGGGUAUUUUUGGAUAUGGCAUUUACAUCGAAGAAAGGGAAACCCUUUUUCUCUCAGUGCUGGUCAAUGUGACUGUUUUUGUAGCCAAGAUUGCGUGCGCCAUCAUAGUACUAGUACAGAUGAUAGUGCAUCAUAAUGACUACUACAGAUUUUGUUUCGAAAUGACGAGCAUAGAACUGCGACUUCAAAAUGAACUUAAAAUAUCUGGCAAGAGAUUUCGAUUUUCAAGCUUUAAUAAGAUCGUGGGACUUGCAUUGGUCUCUACGUUGUCCUUUGUUCCAUCCAUAUGUGUGUCACUUCUACUAAACCUCGAGUACUUCUGGUCCUCACUCACGUCUAUGAUAAUCACAAGAGGACAGUUUGUACUUUUGAUGCUUUACGUUGAUUUGAUGAGUGAGAUCGUGUGUAUCGUGGAAAAUCGCUUGCAGACCAUUCUCAACUGUCACAUGAUAAGUGGAAAUUGCAUCCUGGAUGGAAACUGCAAGGUACUCUGUUCUCUAGAGUACCUUUUGUCCCUCAAGCAGAGCUACAUGGAAUUGCAUAGCCUAUUCAUCUAUUUUAGCCAUCUUUUUGGCUGGUCUAUUCUCAGCAUUUAUGUGGUCAUGUUCUUGGACAGUACUGUGGAUAUAUACUGGACCCAACAAGUUCUAGCCGGGCUUUACGAUAACACAUUUCUCUAUUCUACAUGCACCGGUUUCUUUCCCGCAAUUGUUUUCAUUUUGACUUUUUGUCGAUGUGGUGAACAGUGCAGAAAACAGAACCUGCUAAUUGGUUGCCACGUCCGGGGCCUCACCUGCAACAUCCAGACCUUGGGAGAACCUGCCUACAUCGAUGUGCUCUCGGAAUUUGUGAUGCAAGUGGAGCAUAAUGCAUUGGAAAUCAAUGUUGAGGGAUUCAUGAUCAUAGAUAACUCUCUUCUGAUGUCGAUAUUAGCAGCUAUGGUCACCUAUCUGAUAGUUUUAAUGCAAUUUAGUUCUUUAUAGAAUGGCUUUUAUUCUUAGAACUUGAUUAUGUAAUUAGGGAAUAUAAUUCCAAAUUAAAUACCCAAAUGUUUGGCCCACUUAAUUUUUUAUU
This is a messenger RNA of Drosophila bipectinata, 1192 nucleotides long. It is a transcript of the gene Gr39b, whose product is annotated as Gustatory receptor 39b. Gene Ontology annotation, biological process: sensory perception of taste; male courtship behavior; chemosensory behavior. The record is from RefSeq and is a predicted model, not a curated record. Lineage: Eukaryota; Metazoa; Arthropoda; Insecta; Diptera; Drosophilidae. Gene Ontology annotation, cellular component: dendrite; axon; membrane.